AUCAGCAUUCACACAAUGGUUGUGGCGAACGAGGUGAAUUGUAUGCCCAUAUUGGCCUCAAUUGGUGUAAAUGGAAAGAGAGUUACGGAGCUUCCCAAAGAAAUUGGGAUUAAGGAUUUCAUGAAGUCUAUUAUUGCUUCCGACCCUGACACCAAGGAGAAGAAGGAGCCGUUUUUCGUUCUGGACUUGGGGCUGGUCAAGUCCCUCAUGGAUAAAUGGACCAAAAACCUCCCCACCGUCCGCCCGUUCUACGCCGUCAAAUGCAACCCCGACCCUUGCUUUCUCGCCUACAUGGCAAGCCUGGGCUCAAACUUCGACUGCGCCAGCCAAGCAGAGAUCGAACUGGUCAUUUCCCUCGGCGUCUCCCCAGAUCGGAUCAUAUUCGCCAACCCCUGCAAGGCCGAGUCCCACAUUCGCUAUGCAGCGAAGGUGGGAGUGAUGAGAAGCACUUUUGAUUCAGUAUACGAGGUGGAAAAGAUGAAAAAAUGUUUCCCGGGUGGCCAGCUCUUAAUCCGGGUGAAAGCCCCGGAUGAUGCGUCGGCCAUGAGCCCUUUGGGUGCGAAAUACGGAGCCCUGCCUGAUGAAGUGGAGCCCCUCCUGAAAGCCGCUCAAAGUGCUGGGAUAGACGUUGUGGGGGUAUCUUUCCAUGUUGGAAGCGGUACCACCGACUAUAGUGCCUACCACUCGGCCAUUUCGGUCGCCAGGGGUGUCUUUGAUACAGCCGCUAAACUAGGGUUGCCAAAGAUGAGGGUCCUCAACAUUGGGGGUGGCUUCUCCGCCGGGCCUCAAUUUGUCAAUGCCUCGGACGCCGUAAAGUUUGGGAUCCAAACCUAUUUCGAGGAUCAGGAAGAUGAUGAUGAUGAUGAUGAUAGUCUUGAAAUAAUUGCUGAGCCAGGAAGGUACUUUGCCGAGUGCCCCUUCACGCUGGCGGCGAGUGUCAUCGGGAAGCGUGUGAGAGGUGACCUCAGAGAGUACUAUAUCAACGACGGAAUAUACGGAUCAUUAUGCUGCCUACUAAACAAGCAUUCAGUUCUCACAUUUGAGCCAUUGGCAUUGGAGUCCGACCCGGAUAAUAUUCCAACCAGAUCCGGAUCAACGACGACCCACAGGUCCACGGUUUUUGGGCCCACUUGCGAUGCACUUGAUACAUUGGCAAAGAACUACUCGUUGCCUGAGAUGGAAGUCGGAGACUGGCUGCUGUUCCCGAACCGGGGCGCAUAUUCGGCGGCUUGUGCCUCCAAUUUCAACGGCUUCAAAGCUGUUGGAAUUUCCACUCAUUUGGUUUACUCCAACAACCAUUCCUAGCCAAGGCAAGGCUAUUUCUGUAUUUCCUUAAGAUUGCACCCAAUAAUAAUAAUAAUAAUAAUAAUGUCGAAAAUGAUCCUUGUAUGUCAAAGUGAAAGUUA
Messenger RNA from Impatiens glandulifera, 1406 nucleotides. Its product is annotated as ornithine decarboxylase-like. The transcript has a single exon. The coding region runs from base 16 to 1305 and encodes 429 amino acids. Gene Ontology annotation, cellular component: cytoplasm. Gene Ontology annotation, molecular function: ornithine decarboxylase activity. Lineage: Eukaryota; Viridiplantae; Streptophyta; Magnoliopsida; Ericales; Balsaminaceae. The record is from RefSeq and is a predicted model, not a curated record.